UCCUCUUUGGUGUUCAGCGAGUGCGUGGCAGGAGAGGCGGACGGGGCCAGCGGAGCGUUCUCGCGCUCUGUAGCGGCGGCAACUGCCGGGGGGCUACUCCUACGCGUAAGUCCCGCUUGCGUGGGCACGAGCUUGGUAGCUGAGAGCCACACAUUUGUUGAGGUUUAAGACUGGUGCCAUAGAUCGCUUCAGCUGCGGCUGCUUCUUUAAGGUAGAGAGCACUGCUUUCUGCAGAGGCUGCAAGCAUCCUUCUUUAAGACUGCUAGAGGCUUUAAGCAGCUAGUGGGAGACAUGCCUCGGGGACGGAAGAGUAGGCGCCGCCGUAAUGCAAGGGCCGCAGAAGAAAACCGCAACAAUCGAAAGAUCCAGGCCUCAGAGGCCUCCGAAACCCCCAUGGCUGCCUCGGUGGUCCCAAGCACCCCUGAAGAUGAUCUCAGUGGCCCCGAGGAAGCCCCGAGCACUCCGGCUGAGGCCUGUACCACCCCCGAAGCAGCUACAAGCACUGCUCAAGCACAAAAGCCUCCCAUAACUCGGAGCAGUUUUCAGGGCACAAAGAAAAGUCUUCUGAUGUCCAUAUUAGCCCUCAUCUUCAUCAUGGGCAACAGCGCCAAGGAAGCCCUGGUCUGGAAAGUGCUGGGGAAGUUAGGCAUGCAGCCUGGGCGACAACACAGCAUCUUUGGAGAUCCAAAAAAGGUCGUCACAGAAGAGUUUGUGCGCAGAGGGUACCUGAUCUAUAAGCCUGUGCCCCGCAGCAGUCCUGUGGAGUACGAGUUCUUCUGGGGCCCUCGAGCCCACGUGGAGUCCAGCAAGCUGAAAGUCAUGCAUUUUGUGGCAAGAGUUCGUAAUCGGUGCUCCAAGGACUGGCCGUGUAAUUAUGACUGGGAUUCAGACGAUGAUGCGGAAGUUGAGGCAAUUCUCAACUCAGGAGUUAGGGCUUCAUCCACCACCUAGGGAAAUAGUAAGAUCACUGUGGGAAGGGAAGUAGAAUGACACGUACAAGGUACCCCCUCAGCAAAGAUGGCCUGAGUUUUGAGUGGAAGAAAGGUGGGGGCGGGGAGAAAACUGUUUGGUAUUUGUGCUAAGUGCUAAUUAAUUGUUUAAUGAAGAAUAGAACUAUUGCUUGGAUAUUGUAAAAUUGUAUUCAUUUCAUAGUCCUAUUGCUUAGGAUCACAAUAUGUUUAAAUACAACAACUGAAAAAGGUUUCUUUUAUUCUUUAAUUGAAAUUUAGUGAAACAGUUUUGCAAACUUGAUAACAUUAAGUCAUUCCAUCAUAUUUUGUAAUCUGGGACAAGAUUUAUAGCAUUGAGAUAGAAUUUGGGGUGCUUGCUAUAACAUGUAAAAUAUGGGAAAUAUGGGGAAUUGUUCUUAAGACCUUUUUGAAACAUUUUGUGUCUGCAACUGUGUAAGGAAACGUGAAAUUUUCCAUGAGUUUGCGUACUUCCUGUAAAAUACAAAGAAAAAAACUAAAAAUAUACUGACUAGUA
Ochotona princeps (American pika) is the source of this 1485-nucleotide messenger RNA. It is a transcript of the gene MAGEH1, whose product is annotated as MAGE family member H1. The coding region runs from base 292 to 951 and encodes 219 amino acids. Lineage: Eukaryota; Metazoa; Chordata; Mammalia; Lagomorpha; Ochotonidae. Gene Ontology annotation, biological process: negative regulation of transcription by RNA polymerase II. The transcript has a single exon. Gene Ontology annotation, cellular component: nucleus. The record is from RefSeq and is a predicted model, not a curated record.